This is a messenger RNA of Actinia tenebrosa (Australian red waratah sea anemone), 1724 nucleotides long. RefSeq lists its product as uncharacterized. The record is from RefSeq and is a predicted model, not a curated record. Lineage: Eukaryota; Metazoa; Cnidaria; Anthozoa; Actiniaria; Actiniidae.
CCAUCACGACCGCCAGUAAAAAGGGUGCGAGUCUAAUUUUUUCAUAACUAGCAGUUUUAGGAGCGAUAAAGGGUAGUUUAUUCUCCUGGCAGGUCCGGCUACACGAUCAAAUGCGUGCCAAAUCUUGGUUGGCUGCUUCAGGUCCUGCCAUGAGCUAAGAAAGAUUAUAUAUAGGUGAGCACAGACGAAAUAAUUAUUAACGGUAUCGCUUUGGAUCAUCCUCUUGUAAACCGUUGUCAAAGAUAUACUGAUAAACGAUGGAAUGUCUUAAAUAUUUCACGGACGGGUAUCGAAAGAUAUCAUUGAUCGCCAACGAAGACAACGAUAGUUACGAGUGUGUCAAACAAGAACUUGAUGAUGUCAUGAAUUGGAAUCAACUGGAAAAAGAAACGAGAGACAAGGUUAUCGAGAUUAAGGAUUAUUUUCAGAAAUGUUUAAACAAAUCCUCGGAKAACAAUGACGAAGCGGCCGUCAUCAAAGAGGCCAAAGAAUUUGGAAAUGUUAUGGAUGAAUACAACAAGAAAAUUCGCAAAAUCGAUGCGUUGAUAAGCCUGGUUCCAGAAAAAAUAGAUGCUCGUAUCUCACUCUUAGAAGAACGAAUCAAAAAAAUUCAAGUUCAUGGUCUACGCUUUGGCACCGCUGCUAUAGCUUUAUUGGCUUGUCUUGGAGCUUUAACUUCAUGGCAAAUCUUUGGAGCUAAAGCCGUGAAGAUCGUGCUGGGUGGAGCAGUUGGCUUGGGCUUUGGAAUACUCAUAUUUCUGAUCAUUUACCAUAGUAUUUUUGCUCUAGAAAACAGACAUUUAUCAAAAUGGAAGGAAUUAAAAAAACUCAUUCAAGAUUUUCCCAAAAUGGUGUCAGACAUCAAACAGAAGCGGCGAAUAACUAGAGAUAUAGCUACUUCAUUGAUAGAUGGUGUAGAAAUAGGAAUAAUGGAUGCAUCAGAAGAAAUACUUAACCAGUGUGAGGAAUUCCUUGAUGAUCAUUAGCAUCUCAAAGGCUUUUACGAUAGACAUUUUUACUACAGGUGAAGUUGCGUAAAGCCUGAUUUUCACAAGCGACACAAGCACAAGCGCAAUCACAAGCGCAAGCAUAAGAGGCCUUAUUUCAUCGUGAAAACUGUUCAACGCAAGCAUAAGCACAGGCGCAAGCACAAGCACAAGGAUCAAAAUUUUGGAAUGGACAUUUUUACUCUAUCCCGCGCGCGGGGAUCGUGAGGGUUAUUGAUUGACUUGCAAAAGUACUGAAUCAGUGUCAGUAAUAACCUUUAUUUAUUGGACCAAUUAUUUUAUUAUAGCGCAUUAUUGGGUAUUAAGGUUGGUCAGAAAGUGAUUUGCCGAACUUACAGAAAAGGUUGGUUUUUUUUGCGCCUCACCCGCACAAGCACUUAUCUGCUCUACGUUUUUUAUAUUGGAGAUUAGCUUUUAAAGAAACUCUAACUAUACGAUCAGGAAGCCAGAAGCCGAGCCUCUUGAGUGAUAAGUAAGCUCCUUUAGUUGAAAUACGAUCGUGUUUGUUGGCGAUUAAAGACGUUUCACUGCCAAGUGUUGGGAAACCCUUUGAGUGCCGCGGAAGCCACUCUAGUGCCAAAAAGGAAACCAUUGAAUGGUAAAUAUGGUUAUAACAGAUCUAGAUAUGGAAUCAAUGAAAAAUGAAGAAAUAAAUGCAAGUGAUUAUGAAUCKAGUAAUGUAAUCUUUAUAUUGUGGAAUAUGGACUAUGAACUGAA